This is a messenger RNA of Dendronephthya gigantea, 1196 nucleotides long. Its product is annotated as DNA damage-regulated autophagy modulator protein 1-like. The record is from RefSeq and is a predicted model, not a curated record. Lineage: Eukaryota; Metazoa; Cnidaria; Anthozoa; Malacalcyonacea; Nephtheidae. The coding region runs from base 95 to 859 and encodes 254 amino acids. The transcript has 2 exons.
CGUAUACCUCUUUAUUUCUUAGAAGUGAAUUGUCUGAUAAAAACGGAUCGAAGGUUGCGUGCCGUCUAUUGUUGCAUGUGUAUGAUACGAUAAAAUGUUUCGACGGAGCUGCUGUACUACCGAUCUUCUCCCCGUUUGCUUCUCGGGAGUUUUAGCUAUAACAAUUUCAAUUUCGUUUGUGAUAGCUGUUGCGCGAAGUGACAUAACACCAUGGUUUCCUGCUAUCAGUGACACAGCAACAAAAUCUCCGGAGAGUAAUGUGUUCUCACAGUUAAUGAAUAUUUCCACGUUUGUCGGCUUUGUUUUAGUCUAUGUUCGUUUUUUGCAAGUGAAACGUGAUGUUGGUUAUUUGAUGGGGAGCCGUGGCCUCUUGGCUAGGAAUUGUUGGAGUUUGUUCUUUGGCUUAUUGGCCAUCUUUGGAGCAAGUAUUGUGGCAAAUUUUCCUGAAACACAAAUAGAGGCUGUUCAUGAUGUUGGUGCAGGUAUAUUCUUUGUAUUCGGAAAUAUCUAUGCCUGGAUCCAAGUUCGAAUGUCUUUUUAUAUGAAGAAAUUUGGAUUGGUAUCUGUCUAUGUCUGCAUUGUGAGAACAGUAGUUUCUGUAAUCUCCACCUUAAGUCUUCUUGCUUUUUUAAUCCUGACGUCUUACGCAGCAAGAUUGUGGGAUGGCAAUAAGUUUUAUUGGCAUUCAGAUGACCCAGGUUAUACAGCCCAUGUGGUUGGUAAUGCCUUUGAAUGGGUUUUGGUAUUCAAUUUCCUGAUCUUGGUAUUAACAUUUACAAAAGAGUUAUGCAAUAGUAGGUUAGAAAUAAAACUUGUUGGUUAUCGAGAUAACUAUGAACCAAUUCCAGUGUCAACUUGAAUGAAAAUUUGGUUGCUCUGUUUGUGUAAAGCAUGUACUAGAUUAUUAAUAAUAUAGUAAUAUUUACAUAUGUUUAAACUAUUAUUUAUAAUCUAGAUUAAUUUAGACAUGAACCAGAGUAGUUUUCAGUUUUGCUAGCAUAGUCUCUUGCAAGUAACUAAAACUUUAACAACACUGAACCGAGAAAAUAAAAACUGUAAUUUUAUAAAACUAAUCUGAUGUACAUGAAUGUAGUAUACAGUAGUAACUAGGGAAAGUACGUAAUACCUCUAUAUUGCAAGCCUUUCCAUGCCCCAGGUUUUAUUGUUAUCUUUCGAGGUCUUGAUAAUUUAAAAAC